Messenger RNA from Exophiala dermatitidis NIH/UT8656, 447 nucleotides. RefSeq lists its product as uncharacterized. Bases 1 to 447 code for a protein of 148 amino acids. NCBI's taxonomy places the organism in Eukaryota, Fungi, Ascomycota, Eurotiomycetes, Chaetothyriales, Herpotrichiellaceae. The transcript has a single exon. The record is from RefSeq and is a predicted model, not a curated record.
AUGUCUUCUAUUCUCCAAAGAAUCGACACCCUCUCCUCAACGUUCCAAUCCAGCCUCCCGGAGAACUUACAACCGUACUUCACCCGCGCCAACCUCCAAUCAUUUUUACGGUUCAUCGUCAUCGUCCUGACGUAUCUGUUAUUUCGACCGCAUUUGGAAAGUUUGAUUGCGAAAGUUUCGGGUCGUCCGGAUCCGAAGCGGGCGGAGGUUGAGGCGAGAUUGGAGUUUUUGAAACAGCAAAAGGAGGGACAAUCAGAGUUGACGAAGUCGGAAAUCAUGAUGCCGCAGGCGGAUGGGACGAUGAAGAAAGUGGGUGUUGUUGCGAGGAAUGGGAAGAUUGUUGGGUUGGUGCAAGACGAGAAUGACAAGGGGACGAAUGGGGAGGGAAAGAAGAGUGGGCAACAAAAGGGAAAGAAGAGUAAAAAGGCAAAAGGGAAGGGGAAUUGA